Molecule: messenger RNA, 4371 nt
Organism: Melanaphis sacchari
Lineage: Eukaryota; Metazoa; Arthropoda; Insecta; Hemiptera; Aphididae
Gene: toc
Exons: 13
Coding region: 372-4124 (1250 amino acids)
Cellular component (GO): cytoplasm; nucleus
Molecular function (GO): microtubule binding
Source: RefSeq, a predicted model, not a curated record
UACCGCCCUCAGUCCACCGCUGUCCGUGUCAGUGUCGAUUGUUGUUGCCUGUGUCGUCGUGUGAUCCGCUGCCGCCGCCGCCGAUAAUUAUAACAACCAAUGCAAAACCCUCUCCACUACCCCGUUUGUGGAUUUUGUUUUUCAAUCUGAAAUUAUAAUAAAACAUUUAUUCGCGGCUAAUCGGUCGCUUUAUACUUAGACGGCGUUUGACAAACUAUCCGAUUAUUUGUUUUUCGUUUCCGUUUCGUCGUUUACAGAAUCAUUUUGUAUGUGUGCGAUUUUAACAGUUUUCCAACGCGGUAACCCGCAGCGGAGAAAACUGCAGUCUUGGUAGUUCGCAUAUAAUAGCCGCGUCACGCAGUCUCGGCGAAAUGGCCAAGGCUCCAGGAGAAAGCAAGAUACCUGUGCUUCAUUCUAACCAACUAAGAUCUCGAUUUUCUAAUAUUUCAAGUAAAGUCCGUUCGCAUCUUGAUGGUUCCUAUCGAACUUCAUCUCCAUCAAUGCUGUUUGGACUUUUUAGCAAUACUGAAAAUAAAGUACAUCCACCCACUCGUCCUACAUCGCUUUUUAAAUCAACUAGUCGUACCACAGUAUCUGAAAAAGAUGUUGGAAGUUAUGUUGAAUUAACUAGGCAUUCAAGAACUGGCAUUCUUAGGUAUUUUGGUAAAACUGUUUUGGGUCCUGGUGAUUGGUGUGGAGUAGAAGUUGAAAGUGGACACGGAGUUUGUGAUGGAUCUAUAUGCGGAGUAAGAUAUUUUUCUUGUCGUGAUCAAUGUGCAUUGUUUGUCUUGGCACAUUUGGUACGUAUAUCCGAAUGUCAAAAUGUUAUUGAUGACAAAACAGAAACUGAAGUCAUUCCUGAUGAUGGCUGUGCAUCUAAUUUGGAAAAUUGGGAUUUAGAUAUUCUUAAAACAGAAUUCCCAUUUGAAUGUACUGACAGUCUUGGUAUAUUGUCACCAGAUCAAAUGGUUGAAUUUAGAGGAGAUGAGGCAAAUUAUGAAGUUCCUGGUCUUCUUUUUAAAAUGUCACCUCAUCAAUUAACAGAAUGUAUUUCUGAUGGGGAUGUAACAAUGAAUGAUUUAGAAACAAUAUCUAUGCCUAAAGAUGACGAUUUGGUUUCUCCAGUUCUGUCUUCAGAUCCCUCUAAUCAUACAGUGUCUGAACAUGAUAGUGCAAGUGCUUAUCCAAAACGCUCAACUGUUUCUUUUGGACAUGUUUUUUAUGAUAAUUUUACAAUUGAUCGGACUCCAUCCUUAGAAGAUUUACCCAUGGAUGAUUUUUCAUCAAAAACAACUACUGAUGUGGUUCCAGUCCCUAAUAUUCCUACAAUAAACGCAGUUGUUACAAGCAUAACCAGUGUUAGUAGUCUUGAUACUGGUUAUCAAGGAGAUUGUGAAACUAGUCGUCCUACUAGUCGUGGAGCUAUGGUUAAACGCCUUGGACCAACUGAACCAAUGACAGACUCAGAUUUUUUUACUGAGAGUGAAGCAGAAGAUCAUUGUCAUCGUAAAGCUAUAGUUAUUGAUGGUACACUAUACUCUGGGGAUAAUAUUAAACCAGAAACUCAACCAGAUAAUCACAACAAUCCUGGUCCCACUAUUGAAGAAAUGGACUCAAGUGGUGUUUAUUCUGAUUUUGAUAGAAUAUUUGAGGAGCCACCUACACUUAAAGAUAGUUCAGAACCAGUUUCUUCAAACAAUUCAACUUCUCCGUCAUCUGUUAACAGCCAACAAAUCCAUAUAGUUGCCAUUGAUCAACCAUCUAGUUCAACAAUACCAGAAUGCACAGAAGAUGCAUCAAGUCCUGCUAGUAAACGUUAUAAACGACCCACACCAGUGAAACCUAAAACUUUGGAAGUACGACAGGAUCAGGAAAACAGAGCUCCGAGAACUAGAAAACCAGCAGGUCGUUGGGAUGCUGUAAUGAAUAAGAUAGAAAAAAGUAAAACUGAUCAGAAGAGCCGUAUUAAUCGGUUGAAAGAUGUCAAAAGCAAGAUUAAUUCUAUUAAUCCAUUGACGAUACCUUAUACUAACAGGUUGAAAGAAUCUCCCACAAAUAGUGAACCAUUGCCUGUCAGAUCUCACAGAGAAAAUACACCUUUGAAAGCUAAAAGCCGUAGAACUAGAGCUCGUGGUGGAUCAGAAUCCAAUUUACCAAUGUCAGACCAAAAACCUAAUUCUUCUAGACAAAGAUGUAUUCCUAAGAGUUCUCAAAACAGUUCUAGAGAUAGUUCUUUCAGUGAUCUUAGUGGAGAAACCAAAAUUACAUUGAAACAAGCAACAUCACAUCCUUCUUUAGCCAAUAAAAAUUGUAAUCUGCGUUCACCAUCAGUAAAUGUUGUGAUACCGUCGGUGCGCAAACAUCUGACUGCGCCUUCAAAAGCAACUCCUCAAAACCGAAAAUUAAACUCAGAUCACAACUUAACGAUAACAAAAACAGAUGGCAAAACGAUACCACCACAAGUCAAUAAAACUGCAGCUUCCGCAGCGGUGGCAACAAAAAUCAAAGAUGCUAAAAGAGAUACUGUGGAUCGAGAAACUCUGCGACUUGUUGAGACACAACUGGAUCAUGUCACUAAAGGUUUCGACGCGGUAUCUGUACUCUUUCAAUACCUUGUCAACGAUAUGGAUGCUCUCUCUACAACAAGGCUGAAACAACAGUUGGAUGCAAAUCACAACGAUUUAGUAUCAACUAAAUGUUCAUUGGAUGAAUCUCGGGCGAAAUGUAUUCAGUAUCAAGAAGAAAUUUUUAAACUUCAAAAAGAAAUCGAUGACUAUAAAAACAAUUUGGAAAUUAAAGAAAAACUCGUUAAUGAAAUAACUUCUCUAAAAGAAACAGAAAUCUAUGGACUAGAAAAGAAACUCGAAGCGCAAGCAAAUAACUUGAGGUUGCAAUUCAACGAAGAACUCAACAGACACAGGAAUGAAUCCGAUGAGGAGAAAAUGAAAUUGAUAAUUUCGCAUGACCAACAAAUCGUCGAACUCCAACAAACCAACAAACUUGAAAUGUCUCAGAUGCAAAAGUCGGCUACAGAAAAACAGAUUGAACUCACCCAAAGAAUUUUAGUGUUGGAGAACGAACGUGAUUUGUUAGAGUCCGAAAGAGAUGUACUAAAAGAAGAAAACCAGCGUUUAAUCGAGGACAAAAAAUUACAAAAUACAAGUCUUGGUUACCAAAAGUUAUUGGACGAAGUAGAAUCGCUGAGAACCGUACUGGAGUUGAAGAGUUCUGAAAUGCAAGACCUCCGUAAACAAAACGAAAAAUUACAGAGAGAAGGUGAUGAUUUACCAGCGAUUUUGCAAAAAUUAGAAGCGGCCCAGUCUCGAGUAGAAGAUUUAAACGUACAGCUACAGAGAAAGUCAGAAAUCGAAAUGCAACUCAGUCAAGAAAAAGAUCAAAUGGCUCGUGAAAUUGACUUAGAAAAACAAAAAAAGAAACGGCUGUCCUGUCACAACGAAGAAUUGCAGUGGAAACUGAAAAAGAGUACUGAAGUUGCCAACCAUUUAGCUGUGUCGACAAAGAGAUUGAGCCAAACACCGCAAGAUCUUGCAGCUAUGAGAGAGGCACAAAAUAACUAUCAGAAACUUUGUAGCAGGGAGAGCUCAAAUUCAGAAAACAGCGGUGACGAGGACACGAUGAUCAGUCAAUUGGUGGAGGUUGAUUCGGAGGCGCCAGCCCGGAUACUGGGCGUGAUGAAGAAAAACGAUUCGUUGUCGUACGUGUUCGAAGUAGAAGAGGAACCGUCGGAGAUCGCCACGCGGCUGUUGCGCCGGGCCAGCAGCCUGCGGUCUGUGGGCAAAUCGCGGACGCGUGCUCGAGGACCGGCAGGUGGCGAGAAACGGUCCAGAGCUAGCUCGCAGUCGGGUGGCGGCUCGUCCGACAAGUCGGUGGAACUGGAUUCGGCGCUCACCCGGAACCUGGACGAGUUGUUUGCACCCGGCCCGACCGACAGGUAUCUGAGUGACUGUUUCACGUGCAGCUCGGACUCGUCCAAUUCGUCGCCGGAGCACCAUAACCACAUGCAGACCUACGAACAGAACCGUGGUCCGUCCUACGUACAGAUAGUCGCCGAGCAGACUGGCGGUGGCGAUAAGGCCCAAGGCGGAGGACUGGCUAUCGUCUGAGAAGAUUUAUUCGUCGUUGUCGUACGCAAUGGUGAUGGGGGAUAUGGGAGGGAAGUCCUAUAAGUGAUAUAAUAUUUAGAUUCUUAUUUCAUGUUCGCGCACAAUACGCAUUCUUUAAUAGACUAAUUUUUUUUCUCGUUAGAAUGUGCCAAAAACGUACGAAUGUUGUUAUAUUCACAAUCCGUAUUUAUAUAAUAUUUUUAUGUGUGUUUAAUGUAAAAAUCUAAGUACCUUUUAAUUUUUAGCG